AUGAGACCUGGUAUGAGACCUAGUAUGAGACCUAGUAUGAGACUUAGCAUGAGACUUAGUGUGAGACUUAGUGUGAGGCCUAGUAUGAGACAUGGCAUGACACAUAGUAUGAGACCUCGUAUGGGACCUAAUAUGGGACUUAGUAAUUUUAUGAAACAAUACAACGGAUAUUUCCAUCAUCGCUUCUUCGCGUUGGGAAACAUCCUCCGACUUGGAACCAAUCCAAUCCUCCGCGUGCAGUGGAUUGGUCCAAGAUUAAGAUCAGUGGCGACCUUUCAACGUUGGAACACUUUUCUUCAUCACGACGACGUUGAACGUUGGCUCGACAAUUUAGUGAUAUUCAAGUCAGAUCGCAGAUCAACUAUAAAGGAUAUACACGUUACUUUUCACAAGAUGUUUGGGCUCCAACUGACGGCGAUCACAAUCGUGUGUAUGUGUGCCGCGGUUUUGAGUAGACCGUCUUCUCGAACUCUCCAAGAAACCUGUCUGGUAGACGAAAUUCAAGUUCAAGAAGAUUUUCAAGUGGAACGGUACAUGGGGACGUGGUACGAAAUACACCGUCGCUACACCGAAGAGAUCUUCCCUGAUAAACAAUUGUCAGAAUAUCAUUUGCGUGACGAUGGUAAAAUAGGAAUGGAUAUACGAGGCGUCAGUAUGAGAGACGCCUGCAUGCCAGUCGACAGUCUCCACUUUAUCGGACAGGCGAUGGGAGAGGCAGCAGCUAAACUAACUGUGAGUAUGCAACCUCCGAGAUCAGGAGGUCACGGUCCACGUCCAGAUGGACAAGGGCCUGGACCAGCCCAUGGACCACCAGGGCAACAUCGGCCACCAGGUCAACGACGUGGACAAGGUCCGCCACAUGGUAUCGGAACCGGAAACUCCCCAAUGUUUCCUGGUGGCGCUCAACAACCAUCGAUUGAAAAAGAAGGUAGUUAUUGGGUGCUGGCCACGGACUACGAGCAAUAUUCCGUUGUUUACAGUUGUGGGGCUGUCUUGGAAGAUGGUACCUGUGAGGAUGGGAAAACAAUGAUAUGGGUUCUCAGUCGAACUGUUCAUCUCCCAGAUGACGUCAUCGACACGAUUGAUGACAUCGUUCGGUCAGUUUGCGUUGAUCCCGCCCAAGUGAACAUCGCGCCAAUGGAAUGUACCCAGGACAUACCCGGCAGAAGUUGUCGUGUAAAUGAAGAUAUAGCGGCACAGCCUAACUUCGACAUCGAGAGGUAUAUGGGUACAUGGUACGAGAUUGCCAUGACAAAGAGUCCGUUGUACCCCAACAUUCCCAACACUCAAAAAACUAUCUUAUCCAUGCGCGAUGAUGGUAACGUGUCUGUCACAGUGUCCGGAAUUAUGAGUGGCCCACUUUGCUUUGACCUUGAAUUACCAGGCGUGGGUUACAUCGUUGAUCCACAAGAUUCCAUGGCGAAAUGGCUUGUAGAAAUGAACAUACCAGGUGGAUUUGACAUUGGAGAUAGCGGACCAUAUUGGAUAAUAGAGACGGACUAUGAUAGAUAUGCUAUCGUUUAUGGAUGCAAUCGUGUUCUGGAAGAUGGCACUUGUCACAGAAACCACAGCAGCGCAUGGCUGAUGAGUCGUACUCUACACCUACCUGAUAACGUCAAACGACGACUACACUAUACAUUGCCACUACUUUGCAUGAGUCCAUCGAGAGUUAGACACACACCGCGAGUUGACUGUUGUAACGAUGAUAUAUCGCUAUUAGCAGCAGCUGCCGCUGGUGGAGGAAGCCCUGGAGCUGACGCCCCUGGCAGUGGGGCACCUGGGGGAAGACCAGGUGGACCACCUCAAGUUCCACCCGAAGUAAAGAAAUGCCAAGUGUCAAACUUGCGAUUACAAAAACCGUUUGACAUGGAAUCUUACAUGGGUGUGUGGUACGAGGUGGCUUCCCAUCACCCCGGCGAAUCACACGAGGAAUCGUAUAUCGAAAAAUUAGUUUACACAUUAACACUGGAUAGCAUCGUUGAUAUUCAGAAGACAGGAGUAAAAGAAGAUGGCGUGUGCACCAAACAACCCUUGCAAAACAAGGGAAGACCCAUAAUCAGCAAUGAUGCCAUAUGGAGGCUUAAACUUCCAAACGAAGAACCAUCUCUACUGAGAAUUGUUCACACCGACUACAGCCGAUAUGCUGUAGUGUAUUUCUGUACACAACUAACUCCACUGGGCACGUGUGCCGAAGACCACGCCGGCGUGCACGUGCACGCCCGAAGUCCCAGUCUUACAGAUGAAGAGCAAGCAGAAGUAGCACUUAUAAUAGGAGACCUUUGCAUAGAUACCCAGAUACUUGAAUAUAAAACCGAGUUGAAUGAUCCCUGUACGGAAGAAAAUUCCAACGUUGAAGAAGUCUCUGAAUGUGGAGAGGAUGAAUUCCAUUGUAACAGUCAAGAAUGCAUAGUAACUGAUUGGGUGUGUGACCGUGAACGUGACUGCUUAGACGGAUCCGACGAAUCACCGGAGCGCUGUGGGCCGCCAUGUAUCGUGGAGGAUAUACAAUUGAAAGAAGACUUCGACAUAGAAAGGUUUACUGGUGAAUGGUUUGAAAUCGCCCACAAUUUUCCAGGAACUGUAUCUCUGCCGGACAUCAGAAGUAUGACUUACAGCAUUACAGAUGACAGGGAACUGACUCUUAUGAUGAACAGCGUCAAAAUGCACGGUGUAUGUACAGGUCAUUCUAUGCCAGGCAGAGGACGCAUGAAUGAAAACAAUCCUGCCAAGUUAACCAUCGCGUUUCCACAUAUACCAAAAAAAUUUGGCAACUUUUCAAAUGUUCGAUACUGGGUGGUGGACACGGAUUAUGAGUUAUAUGCAAUAGUUUACACGUGUAUGCAGGUGAAUCACGAUGGCACGUGCAAUCCGCAAAGUGAGUUAGUGUGGUUAUUAAGCCGACAGGAAGAACUGGACGAAGACGCACACGAUUUGGCAAAGCUUGUACUGAGAGACCGCCUAUGCAUGCAUCGCGAUGACCUUAGGGAUGAUGUGGGUCGUUGUCCAGCUGUGGUACCUCAAGAACGCCCUCCUCCAAAGAAGCCAUGUCCCAGACCAGAAAUCAUGUGCACUGAACACGAAUUCCGAUGUAACAACGGAGAAUGCGCCCCUAAAAGGUGGAAGUGUGAUGGUGAAGUUGAUUGUGGUGAUGGUUCAGAUGAGAACAAAGAAACAUGUGAAAGAAACGACGAUAUACGAAAUCAUUGUAAUGUGGAUCAUUUUAAAGCUCAGCGAGAUUUCCAAAUAUCCGAGUUCAUGGGUGACUGGUUUGAAAUUGCUCACAUCAAAGGCCCACGAUUCUUAAAAGUACCUGACACACGUUCCUCCACUUUUACCCUGCGUGAUUCGAUAGAACCAAACAGCUACAAUAUAGAGGUGUCACUCAAUGGGCUGAAAGUACGUGGUCAGUGUACCGGUCGUGAUAUGUCGGGAACUGGACAUACACUAAUAGAUCAACCAUCAAAGUUCCUCCUGUCGUUUCCAAUGAUACCCAGCAGUUUUGGCAGCUAUGAUUCAG
Messenger RNA from Saccoglossus kowalevskii, 3517 nucleotides. RefSeq lists its product as uncharacterized. Gene Ontology annotation, biological process: response to reactive oxygen species; lipid metabolic process. Gene Ontology annotation, cellular component: cytoplasm. Gene Ontology annotation, molecular function: protein binding. Lineage: Eukaryota; Metazoa; Hemichordata; Enteropneusta; Harrimaniidae. The record is from RefSeq and is a predicted model, not a curated record.